Molecule: messenger RNA, 2163 nt
Organism: Arthroderma uncinatum
Lineage: Eukaryota; Fungi; Ascomycota; Eurotiomycetes; Onygenales; Arthrodermataceae
Exons: 2
Coding region: 1-2163 (720 amino acids)
Source: RefSeq, a predicted model, not a curated record
AUGUCUCGAGCUACUUCAAUACCGAGUGCUAUACCUUGCUACGUUGUCGAUGAUGAUGACGAUGAUAUCCAGAUUGUGGGUGUCAACAACUUGAAUCCUCAGGCCAGCAGCGGACUCAAACUCGGCGAAUAUCAUCUUGACGCUGGGACCGUCGAUAUGACACCAAGGGCGGUCUACUUCAAUGCGGACUGUGAUCCUCGCUAUUUUGCAGAUCAGUUCCACGCUCAUGCCUCCCAGCAGGGGCCAGAGAUAGACGCGAUGGCACCAGUUAUUACCAUCGGUGAAAGCGCUUCGCCAAACCCCGAUUUGGUCAACCCUCAGCCUCCAUCUGAUCGUCGUUCCGUCACGGCAGAGUCUGGGCCUGCAUCUGUAUCAGGAUCGUCCCUAGAUGGGUCUGAAUCCGGCUCGUCCCUGUCUGGUUCUGAAUCUGGCUCUGCCUCCGACUCAAGUGAGACGCAGACCGUCUUGUCUCAGCACACCUCUUCCAACGGGCCUCCUGCUCACAACACGGAGCCUAACGGGCCUGAAUGGAUGGGACUGGCCUACAAGAACCUCCUCGGCGUCUUAGUUGGUCCAAAAAACUGUGACGUGCCCGAUGAACCGACAAAGCUACCACCAGUCUUCUUCAGUGAUCUUGCUAACGCGCUUGUCUCGAACUUCCCCUUUGAAGAAUUUGCUGCUAAGCACAAUUGUACCGUCGAAGAUGUCAACCAUGCUCUUAUUGCUAAUGUCAUUGCCCCAUUGAUCAAGUGUCAGUCAGUCGAUAAAGGGCAGAUGCAAGCUAAAGCCGACGCCAUCUUCGAUCGAUGGAUACCCAAAACUGAGUCCCAGGCAAGCGCAGAGUCUACCCCUAUACAGACUUUUGCUAUCAAACCUGAAGGCGAUCAACAAACAAUCCCUGAGGCGGCACCGCAGCCACUUACACCUACAUAUACGCCCACACAUGUACCUACAACAGGCCCCGUCGAGGAGCAAACUAGUACAUACUAUGAUAGUAGUGAAGAUGCUACAUACUCUGAUGUAUCUUAUGAACAGCAACUUCACGUGCAGGAAGAGGCCGCCCCGACUCAGGAUCCCAAUACCCAGAACAACAUUGAUUUCGACGCCCAGCAGACACCCAUAUCUCAGGAGCAAGACAACUUUGAAGUCCAGCACCAAGUCAAUGUUGAGCUCCAGCACCAUGCCAAUGUUGAGCUUCAGAACGAGUUUCAGCACGGGGAUAUGGCCAACCCUCUCUCUGAACUCACCCAUGAAGAAACUAUGGCACUCGCACAUAAUCUCCUUGCUGGUAUUGCCGAGUGUACUUUUGGGGGCGAUGAUAGCUAUGAAGAACAAAAUGUCCAGACUUCUCCUAUUCCCCAGGUUGUUCAAGCUGCCCAGGCUCCUCAAGUCCCUCAAGCCACUCAGGCUCCUCUAGUUUCCCAGGCUCCAGACGUGACUAUCGAAGCCCCUCCGUCUAAGUCUCCAGUUUCUCCAGAUAAUGUCCGGACCCCGACCCCUCAAUCUAUCCUGAAGAACUCUAAACGCGCUCAUCAGACUUCUGAUCCUGAGGACCAAAGUCCCCUAGCCCAAAAACCUCGUAAGCUGCGCCAGGACACCCCCCGUCCAACCAAGAAGGUCAGAUUCGACCACUGGCCCCCUUCCCCCAGGACCUGUGCUAAACGGGGCCUCCUCCCGCUACCCAAACUUCACAUGAACCCGGAAAAUAGCGAGAAGAUCAACAAGAUGAAGGUCCCUGCCAAUCCAAAGCCAUACGUCCCAUUGACUGACGAAACUCGCGUCAAACGCCACAGAGUUACAGUUGGCCCGUUUGGCAAUUACGAGGAAGUCUCUGAGUACGAAGAGGUUGAUCCAGGCGUAACCCAGUUUCUACUCUCUCAGGGCCUCCCGAUUGACCAGCAACCUCGCAAGAAACGCGAAUUGACUAGUCGAGACCAUGAGAAGAUAAAAUCCGUCCGUAAGAACCUGUUCAAUUUUGUCUUUGAAUUGCAGGGGAAACAUAUGGAUCGAAUGGGUCUGCCUCGCCCACCAGGUCCGGAAGAGGCUAUUGAUGAGGGAGAUGAGGAGGCUGAGGCCCCUGAGGACUUCUACUUUGAUGAUGAGCACUAUGGACAAACUGAGAUGAUGACGAUUAAACUCGACCACAAAAAAAUUGUAUUAUAG